This is a messenger RNA of Oryza brachyantha (malo sina), 1048 nucleotides long. Its product is annotated as hypersensitive-induced response protein 1-like. The record is from RefSeq and is a predicted model, not a curated record. The coding region runs from base 52 to 969 and encodes 305 amino acids. The transcript is spliced from 2 exons. Lineage: Eukaryota; Viridiplantae; Streptophyta; Magnoliopsida; Poales; Poaceae.
UAGUAGCAACACGCGCCGAUCCAUCCAGGGGAGUUAGAGUUGAUCGAGGGGAUGGGCGGCGCGACGUCGUCGUCGGGGACGACGGCGAGCUGCGCGGCGGAGGCGGCGCAGGCGCUGUGCUGCGCGUGCGUGGGGCAGUCGACGGUGGCGGUGGGCGAGUCGUGGGGCCGGUACGACGCCGUGCUGGGGCCCGGGUGCCACUUCGUGCCGUGGUGCGUGGGCCGGCGCGUCGCCGGGUACCUCUCCCUCCGCGUCCAGCAGCUCGACGUCCGGUGCGAGACCAAGACCAAGGACAACGUCUUCGUCACCGUCGUCGCCUCCGUCCAGUACCGCGCCCUCGCCGACAAGGCCUACGACGCCUUCUACCGCCUCACCAACGCCCGCGCCCAAAUCCAGUCCUACGUCUUCGACGUGAUAAGGGCGAGCGUGCCAAACAUGAACCUGGACGAGGUGUUCGGGCAGAAGAAGGAGGUGGCGCAGGCGGUGGAGGAGGAGCUGGCGAAGGCGAUGACCAUGUACGGGUACGAGAUCGUGCAGACGCUGAUCGUGGACGUCGUCCCCGACGAGGUGGUGAAGCGCGCCAUGAACGACAUCAACGCGGCGGCGCGCCUGCGCGUGGCGGCGGCGGAGCGCGCCGAGGCGGAGAAGAUCCAGCAGGUGAAGCGCGCCGAGGGGGAGGCGGAGGCCAAGUACCUCGCCGGCGUCGGGGUGGCCAGGCAGCGGCAGGCCAUCGUCGAGGGGCUCAAGCGGUUCGUCCCCAACGAGAAGGACGUCAUGGACAUGGUGCUCGUCACGCAGUACUUCGACACCAUCCGCGACAUCGGCGCCACGUCGAGGUCGUCCACCGUGUUCAUCCCGCACGGGCCCAGCGCCGUCCGCGACAUGGCCGCGCAGGUCCGCGACGGCCUGCUCCAGGCCACCGCCACCGCCGCCGGAGGCGGAGGCCCCGCCGCCCUCAAGUCAUUGUAGAGCACGCCGCGCCGCCAUGGGGUGUACCUGCAAUUUUCUGCCUGGUUUUGCUUGCAUCGUUUUCAGUCCUGUGUGUUUG